This is a messenger RNA of Sapajus apella (tufted capuchin), 3796 nucleotides long. RefSeq names its product PR/SET domain 5 (gene PRDM5). Lineage: Eukaryota; Metazoa; Chordata; Mammalia; Primates; Cebidae. Gene Ontology annotation, biological process: regulation of transcription by RNA polymerase II. The transcript has 14 exons. Gene Ontology annotation, molecular function: protein binding; RNA polymerase II cis-regulatory region sequence-specific DNA binding; DNA-binding transcription factor activity. Bases 1785 to 3458 code for a protein of 557 amino acids. The record is from RefSeq and is a predicted model, not a curated record.
AGGUUACUAGUGUGGGGUGAGAUACUGAUGAUAGUAGUUAUUUUCUUAUAGUGUUGUUUAAGACCAUUUAUGUAAAGUUAACCAUUCAAAACUUUAAUGACAGUUAAAAUGUUAUUUGAGUAUCAUUGUAUUUGUAUGACUACUCUUCUAAACUUUCUGAAUUUAGAAAUGAUGAUUUUGAAGCAUAAGAAGUUUGGUGGUGCCCCUGCCUCUAGAGAAUGGGCAGUAGUGGCCACACCACAUGGCACUACCUCUGAUUUUUCUGCUGAAGCAUCGUAGCCAGGUUAUUGCCUUUUUUUCUGGAUUUGUUUAUCUUUAUUACAAAAGUUUGUUUUGAAAACCUUGACAACCAUCAUAUUUGGAGAAGCUUUUGUAUGUGUGUUUGCCAGCAAAUCUUAAUUCUAUAUUACAUGAUGUUACCAAAAUGAUCAAUCUGAUGCAAUCUAAGCCAGUGCUAUUGUUUUUCAGCUUUGUUCCAAGAAGCAAAAUUCUGCUUUCUUCUUUUCUUAUCAAAAUGCGUUUGUUGCCCAAAGGAAGAGAUUCUCGAGUCAAUUUAUCAUCUAAAAUAUUUUUUUUUGGUUGGGGAUUAUGAAUGACUUACUUUGUAGAUCUGUUGAAGGAUAGUAAAUGACUGAAUUGACUAAUAUUCUAGAGUACCUUAGUGAAGGUCCACUUGAAAUUAUAUUUAUAUAUACAGUAGAGAGAGAAAUUUAAAGCAAAAAUUCUCAGUGUUUUGUUUAGAAUCUGUAAGGAGAAUCAUUAAGUACAACAACAUCUGUGAAUGCUUCAGGGAAAACUUCAUUACCUUGGACUCAUCUUUGACCCUUCCACUCUCACAUUUCGUAUGCAAUCUAUCAGGAAGUGGCAUCUGCUUUCCCUUCAAAGCAUGUUCAUAAUGGUUACUUCCCAAUGCCUCUACUACUCACUACUACAGUCCUCACUGAGACACCACUAUCUAUGACCUGGAUUAUUUUAAUAGCCUCCCAGCUGUAAAUAAAUAAAAGAAAAGUCAAGUAAGCUUUUUAUUAAUGUGUUUAUUUUCUUCUAACACAAGUAUUUAGAAUCUGUUAUUUAAAAAAUACCAAACAACUAUCCUGAUACUAGCUUGUACUUGAUAAUUCUUGUCCACUUGAGAAAAUCAUCUUUUGGGGAGUUGAGAGCAACACAUUAGAAUUCAUUGACCACAUGAAUUAAGUGACAAAAACCACAGAAGUAAAUGGUAACAAUUGAAGUGAAGGCAAUUAAUAUAGAGAACUCUAAUUAAAAGCUUCUACAUGAAUUUAGUAGAUUAGAGAAAGUUCCUUGAAGAAGGAUGAAAGUGAGCUGUGUGUCAGAGGACAUGGAGGAGUUAGAGCAAGGGGGCCAAGUGGCAUCUUUGCAGUUGUUCUAAGGUAGGAAUUAGCUCAGUGUUUUCGGAGAUGUGUACUAGUUGGACGGAAAAAGAGCAGGUAUAUUUGAAGGAGAUUGGGGAUAAGAGAAUGACGUGAAAAUUCAGAUUAUGGGAGCUCACUUGGUAAUUUGUUGGAGUCGUCCUAAAUGUUGAGAAUCCUGAUCUGGACCUGGAGAUGGUGAAGGAGGUGGACCUGGUGAAUACUGUUUUUAGGAAAUCUUAAGUGGAGUUGAGUCCAAACCAGAGCAACACAUUAGCUUGCUAACAGGGGAUCUAGAGCAUGACAACAGGAGAUCCAGGGCAGAGCAUUUCAGAGCUCUGAUAGGCAGACAGUAGACCUGGAUUAUAUUUUGGCAGAGAGCAUUUUGGCCGAACAAAUGUAAUCAAAAGCAACAUGGUGAAAGCAACUUUGUGUGUUAGUUUGGUUGAAACAGACUUUGGGAACAAAAUGAGCAUGUUAACCACUGGCAUUCAAGAAGGAGAAAACAUUUUCUAUUUGGCAGUUGAAGAUAUAGACACAGACACGGAACUUCUGAUUGGCUACCUGGAUAGUGACAUGGAGGCCGAUGAGGAAGAACAGCAAAUUGUGACAGUCAUCACAGAAGGGGAAGUUGAAAAUUCUAGAAGACAAUUAACAGCAGGCGGAAAAGAUGGCCUUGGCUGUAAAGAGGACUAUGCUUGUCCUCAGUGUGAAUCGAGUUUUACCAGUGAGGAUAUUCUUGCUGAGCAUCUUCAGACAUUGCACCAGAAACCCACAGAGGAGAAAGAAUUUAAGUGCAAGAGCUGUGGGAAGAAAUUCCCAGUUAAGCAGGCUUUGCAAAGACAUGUUCUUCAGUGCACAGCAAAAAGCAGUCUGAAGGAGUCUUCACGAAGUUUUCAGUGCUCUGUUUGCAAUUCUUCCUUCAGUUCAGCAUCAAGUUUUGAGCAGCACCAGGAGACUUGCCGAGGGGAUGCCAGGUUUGUGUGCAAGGCUGACAGCUGUGGAAAGAGACUGAAGAGCAAGGACGCCCUGAAAAGACACCAGGAAAAUGUCCACACUGGAGAUCCUAAGAAAAAGCUUAUAUGUUCAGUGUGCAAUAAAAAGUGUUCUUCAGCGUCAAGCCUACAGGAACAUAGAAAGAUUCAUGAGAUAUUUGAUUGUCAAGAAUGUAUGAAGAAAUUUAUUUCAGCUAAUCAGCUAAAACGUCAUAUGAUCACCCACUCAGAAAAACGACCCUAUAAAUGCGAGAUUUGUAAUAAGUCUUUCAAGAGGCUUGAUCAAGUGGGUGCUCAUAAAGUAAUACACAGUGAAGACAAACCUUACAAAUGCAAACUUUGUGGAAAGGGAUUUGCCCACAGAAAUGUUUACAAGAAUCAUAAGAAGACCCACUCUGAAGAGAGACCAUUCCAAUGUGAAGAAUGUAAAGCUUUGUUCCGGACCCCAUUUUCUUUACAGAGACACCUGCUAAUACAUAACAGUGAGAGGACUUUCAAGUGCCACCACUGCGAUGCUACCUUUAAGAGGAAGGAUACAUUAAAUGUUCAUGUCCAGGUGGUUCAUGAAAGACACAAGAAGUAUAGGUGUGAGCUAUGUAAUAAGGCCUUUGUUACACCUUCAGUGCUUAGAAGUCAUAAGAAAACACAUACAGGAGAAAAGGAGAAAAUCUGCCCAUACUGUGGCCAGAAAUUUGCCAGCAGUGGUACACUCAGAGUUCAUAUCCGGAGCCACACAGGUGAACGUCCCUAUCAGUGCCCUUACUGUGAAAAAGGAUUCAGUAAAAAUGAUGGACUGAAGAUGCACAUUCGUACUCACACCAGGGAGAAGCCGUACAAGUGCUCAGAGUGCAGCAAGGCCUUCAGCCAGAAGCGAGGCCUGGAUGAGCACAAGAGGACGCACACUGGAGAAAAGCCUUUUCAGUGUGAUGUUUGUGACUUGGCUUUUAGCCUGAAGAAAAUGCUGAUUCGACACAAGAUGACUCAUAAUCCCAAUCGUCCACUGGCAGAAUGCCAGUUUUGCCAUAAGAAGUUUACAAGGAAUGACUACCUCAAAGUGCACAUGGACAAUAUCCAUGGUGUAGCUGACAGCUAAUGGGGGCUGUAAAGGAAUUAAACUAUUCAGAAAGGCUCCUAAUAUGAAUCCCAGAUUUUUCUCACCUGAUCAGCAUAACAGAAGUAGCCAAAAGUAACUUACUGUUCUCAUAGUUCUUAUUUGCCUACAUUUAGAGUCUGUAGAUGCAUAUGCAACCAAAAAGAAUCUUAUUCUUACUGAGAAAUGGUAUAAAUGGAAAAAAAAAUACAACUCCGUAGCCUUGCAAAAUGCAACUUGUGCUCUGUCUUAUAAAAAUGGAGAAAGGAGUCAUGGCUCUCUUUCUUGGCCAUCUCUCUGUAAUGAAGUUUAUUAAUAUACUUCCCUUAUAGGCUUCUUUA